Molecule: messenger RNA, 2899 nt
Organism: Uloborus diversus
Lineage: Eukaryota; Metazoa; Arthropoda; Arachnida; Araneae; Uloboridae
Source: RefSeq, a predicted model, not a curated record
CGAAUGUCAAUUCCAUCUCAUGGAGUCGACUCGCAACCGCUGGAUGCGAAAGAGGAAUAUACAAUAACAAAUGAAGGAAUAUACACAACACCCAAAAUGGAACGUUUUUUGACCGUGUGAAGAGAAGGAAAAAAGACUGGCUCUCCAUCCAUGCUGACGGCACGAGGCAGCCGAGCUGCAACUCCACUCAACCCACUCUGGGAAGCCGGUUAUUGGUCGCCUACGGCGAGUUUCCGAAACUAGGAAUGCUCUGUGCUCAGUCUUGCCUAAAUCGAGCGAAGCGACUGGACGUGCUGCGAACUGGCUUUUCGCAGAGGCCAGAACUCGAAACCAGAAAACCAGCACUCGGAACUCCUGUCUGUCUUCUAGAUUGCAAUCGACCCAGUGGAACGAGGGGCACAGCAGUGGCUGCGCUGUAACCCCGAAUUAAAACAAAGUUUUCUUUGUAUUCCCGACACUAAUGAAGUGAAUUGGAUACCUAAAAGUCAACUUCUACACGGGCGAGUUUUACUUAAAUUAUAUAUUCGUGUUUCCCUUUAUACCACUGCCAUCUUUAUACUUUGGAAUACUUGUUCUGUUUACUUUUGUGUGCUACAGGAGUUAUGAUGUUUGUGAAGAUUUUUUUUGUGUUUGUGCUACGAAUUGCAUCUUGACGUGAAUCGAGUGCUUUUAAACACAUCCUGCCAAAAAUCUCGAGCUUACUGGAUGACACCAAUUUGGACGCACAUCGUUUUAAGCACAUUUCUGAGAAAAUAUUAAUUGUGUUGCGGUUUAAACAUUUGCUGAAAAUUUACAACAUUUUCUAAGAUCUGGAAUCUGUUACCAAGAACUUCCAAACUUUUGCAAAUUUCGUAUACCUCUUGUGGAUAUAGUGUCGUUUUUAACUUUUAAAUUUUUUUCUCCAGUUGCGUUAAUUAAUAAUGUGUGUACAUCUCUUGUGAAAGUACAACUGCUUUUUGUGUUUUCGAUGGCUGAUACAUAUUGCUAAUUUGUGGUGUUUGAAUUAAAUUUACAAUGGCUUUCCGUGGUGGUAAGCGCAAAGAUGUCAAAAAGCAAUCCUAUUAUGUGUGGUUUCUGGGUGCCAAAGAGAGCAAGGGACUUCGUGGUGAGGAAUACAUCCGGCCGGUCCUGCGACACCUGGUGGACAAAGAACGUGAAUUAGAGCCCAUGAAGGUGACAUUGCAAGUAAGCACCAAAGGCCUGAAGAUCAUCCAAAACGUCCCCCGCAAAUCCAACAGCAAAUCGAAUGGCACAAAAACCGAACAGAUCAAGCAUUUUAUUCCGCACCAUGCCAUUACGUGCGUCAUGCAGGAAUGCAAACCCAACGACGACGUAGUUUGCUGCAUAUUGCUCAUUUAUAAUCCUCUAACUAAAUGCCCGGUGCAUGUUCACGCGUACCGAUGUGAUUCGGUAGAGACAGCAAGCACACUCAGGUCGCAACUGCAGAUUUUGAUAGACCGGCCGGAAAAUCAGAAAAAGUUCCGUGAGAUCGAAAAUCGUUUGGCAGCCAAGGGUUUAUUACCCACUAGGGGGCAGAAUUCGGAUGGACGGUCAACGCGGACGGACGGAUCGGAUCGGACGGAAGAUUCUUCCGGAGGUUCUUCAGAGCGUGAGGUUGGCGUUCGAAAGGAACACAUCGCAAGUCUGUACGAUUCGCUGGCUGCAGAACUUCGGGAGAGGCUGAACAACCCCAACAGUUGCCCCAUCCUCCUACCACCCAAGGAUUACGACACUGUCAGCAGGCGACAGGGCAAGCUGGACGGCAUCGACAGUCGCCGUAGUACAAACUAUAACCUCGUUGGACUAACAAAGACGACGGUUCCUCUAAUACAUCAGACUGGAGGCAAGUCACCACCCAAAGCACAAGAUUCAACGAGUGCGAAAUCUUCAGGGGGUAAAUCCAGCAACAAGUCAAGCAGCGGCAUCGGGUCGGACGAGGCUCUGAGUUCAGCGAUACAAGAAGUCUCCUCACAUCCAGAUUUCGAGAGCAAAGCGAUAGACCCAGACACCAGUUCCGACGAAGACGACGAUGAUGAUGAAGAGUGGCCUCCAGCCGUUGACGACGAAGACGACGACGACGAGGAAGACGAAGUUGUGCCCUCGUACGAGUGGAGACGUGCCGCGCCAAGAUUCGCCGCAGCCCCGCGUCGCAGUCGAUCAUCGCCAGACGACGAUGACGAUCCUCGAUUUGCGAGGCAGCCUAGGGGCGUGCGAGGCAUUGUGGACAAAUUCGAACGUCGAACUAACUCUCCGCCUCCCCCAGAACCUACUCAGCCUCCUCUAAACCGGAAAAACGGUAGACGGUCCGACCCUUACUCGGACCACAAUCCUUACCGACCGGACAUUGCCGAUCUGCCCCCGGAAUCGAAGCAACAUUUCGAAGUGGUGUACAGACGACACAGCAAUCCUUUAGAAAAGAAGCCCCAUCGAGAACCACGACCUGUGUCUUAUCCUGCCGCCGUGCUCGAUCCGGUUUCUCCAAGGCCCGUCGCCAAGUCCAGACCAGAACACCCCCCUGCCUCAGAUCCACACCGUCCCAAGUACAAAGAGCAGCUUCCUCGACAAAUCUUCGGCGACAACGUUCUUUUGGACCAUCCACAAAGGUUCCCGGGGAAUUUCGAACGUUACUCGCCUUCCCACGCCUUGCCAGAGUUCUAUCGUGAAACCCGUCCCGUGUCGUCUUCCCCGCUUGGUGUCCGGCAGUUCAGGUCGCCGGAAAGACAGUCUUCCGAAAUGUAUCCCAGACAACGUCAAGCCAGCGUCACAGAUCUGCGGCAGGACAGAGCUUUUCCGUCGAGAUACGUGGAACCUUAUCCUGGUUCCAGACCCACCUACCACCCCCCUCCGAACGAAGAACGAAGACGUUCGGGGUACUUCGAUUUACCGGUGGAUCCUAGAG